Ailuropoda melanoleuca (giant panda) is the source of this 849-nucleotide messenger RNA. RefSeq names its product fibronectin type III domain containing 9 (gene FNDC9). Gene Ontology annotation, molecular function: protein binding. The coding region runs from base 133 to 849 and encodes 238 amino acids. The record is from RefSeq and is a predicted model, not a curated record. The transcript has 2 exons. Lineage: Eukaryota; Metazoa; Chordata; Mammalia; Carnivora; Ursidae.
GCGAGAGAGGCAUCAAGGAGAGCCCAGAGCAGAGGAGGGGAGAAGGCUCCAUUCCUUCAGCUUGGUCCACUCUGUCUCGGCCUCUGCAGGCUGCGUCCUAACCAGAUCCACCGCGCGAGCAUCAGAAUCAGGAUGAACAUCGAGGUUGGGAACGUUUCUUAUACAGGAGCCAUCAUUUCCUGGUCAUCCUCGGAGCCCUGCCUGGAGGACUACUACCAUAUUAUGUACAGGCCCAACUGGAACAGCAUCUUCUCCGGUUAUCUGCGUUACAGCUUCCACCACGAGGAGAAGGUGCCUCGAACAAUCAGCUCCGUGGUGCUGGAACACCUCGCCCCUUCUACUCUCUACUUCCUGUGCAUCAGCUGCAAGAAGGCUGCCUUCCCCUAUAGGCACUACUGCACCAUGUUCCAUACCCUGGAUAAGAGCCCACUGGCCGCUGGGAGCUCCCUGGUGGACCCCCAGAUCUCCCUGUGGGUGUUGAUGGCCAUUCUGCUGGCCUGCUUUACGGCCGUCUUGGCUUUCAUCUGCCUCCAGUUCUGGUGUAUCCGCUGCCAUGAGCCUCGAUGGUCUUACAGAGCCGGCCACAUGGAGGAAGCCAAUGGGUUGGUGAGAUGGCCGGAGGAGGCCCCCGCGCUUGGGCAGAGGGAGGAAGACCUGCAGGGCCUCCCCCUGGUGGAGAUGCCACGCAAGAACUCCGGAGCAGAAGCUGAACAGGAAGCCGAAGGGGAAGCCAACCAGGAUGAUGCCGCUGACCAGGAUGCUGCCGAUCAGGGUGUCCCCGACGACGUGGGGGCCUUACUGAGGGGCAGUGGUGAUCAUCCUGCCAUACUGCCUCACUUUAGGGAGUGA